AUGCUCUCCCGAAUCAACAAUGUCUUUAGGCGCUCCGUCGCUUCACGCGGUCGUGCGCUCUUGAUCGACAAUGACCCGGAGUCGCUUUAUAGCUACUCGUCGGGACGCUGGCUGUGGAAUGAGGAGCAACAAAUGGCAUGCCGACGGCGAAGGUUCAACGUCACGGAACUGGCGCAGGCUGCGGCGCCGACGGUCGGGUCACAGUUCUGUGUUAAACUAGCGAAGCUGUCCGAGGGCAGUUUUAAUAAAGCAUUUCUGCUCACCAUGGACAACGGCAAGGAGAUGAUCGCGAAACUGCCUAACCCCAACGCAGGCUACGAGCAUCUUACCACCGCAAGCGAGGUGGCUACGAUGGACUAUGUGCGGAAUGUUCUUGGUGUCCCUGUACCGCAAGUCUACGCUUGGAGUUCGUCGGCAGACAAUCCUGUCGGCGCCGAGUACAUCUUGAUGGAAAAAUGCCGCGGGCUCGAACUUCAUAAGGUCUGGGACACGAUAACCGAUCGUCAAAAAGCCGCCAUCAUUCACAAACUUGUGAGCUAUGAAGCUGCAUUCACGUCAUCAAAACUCCCCGCUUAUGGGAGCCUUUACUACGCGAAGGACCUUGAUGCCACCGAGACCGAUCAACGUAUCCUUCUGCCAUUGGAAGGAGACACAAAAUUUCCAGCAUUCGCUGUUGGCCCAACCACCGACAGAAACUUCUUCGAUCAUGGCAGGGCCGGUGCAACGACCAACCAAGGACCCUGGGCGACGGUAGAAGAAUAUAAUCUCGCAAUCGCGGAGCGUGAAAUCGCUUGCUUGCAGAGGUCCUCAAAGUUUCCCGAUCCGCAAGGGUUUUACAACGGCCCGGGGCAAUACCAGCAAAACUCCAGAACGAAGAUUCAGACUCUGCGAGAUUACGAGAAGGUGGCUCAGUAUCUGAAGCCAACGGAUCCAAUCCUCUCUGAGCCAGUUGUCUGGCACACUGAUCUUCACUGGGAUAACAUAUUCGUCGACGAGAAUGAUCCGACGGAAAUCACAGCCAUCAUCGACUGGCAGGCAGUCCACAUCGCUCCACUGUUCGCGCAAGCCCGGCAUCCCGAAUUUCUCAAAUUCGACGGUGAAAUCCCAGACACUUUUGACGCGGACGCCAUCAAGUUACCUGACAACUUUGGAGAGCUCAGCAGAGAAGACCAGCAGGCUGCUAGAAAGCUACGCGGGGCUCAGAUAUUAUGGAAACUGUACGAAGUCGAGCUCCUGUGCCAGUGCGACGAUGUCAGACGGGCUAUUAGCUUUGGCCAAGGCCUGCUUGGUCGAUUGCCUAGUCUUGCGGGGAACAUCUUCAGCGAUGGCGAGCUACUCGUCCAGGACCUCUUGAUGAGUCUACAGCAAGAGUGGAGUCAGGUUGUGGAUGAUCCUGUCGCAUACCCAUGCCCGCUGUCUUUCACAGAUGAGGACAGAGCCGCCCAUGAUGAGCAAUUCGUUCUUUGGACGCAAAGCAUCGAGUUGAUGACCGAAUUUUUGACGAGUAUGGGUGGAUAUCGUGGCUGGGACGGCUGGGUGUCCCAUGAGCAAUACCAGGCGGGAAAAGAGCACAUGGCAUGUUUUAAGGAAGACUUCAUCUCACGGCAUUCAUCGACGGGGGCGGAGAGACGGAGAUGGUCGGAGGUCUGGCCGUUUCCAGACUAA
Molecule: messenger RNA, 1665 nt
Organism: Zasmidium cellare ATCC 36951
Lineage: Eukaryota; Fungi; Ascomycota; Dothideomycetes; Mycosphaerellales; Mycosphaerellaceae
Exons: 1
Coding region: 1-1665 (554 amino acids)
Cellular component (GO): mitochondrion
Source: RefSeq, a predicted model, not a curated record